CUAGAGCUGGGAUUGUCCCUUCCCCCAUGUCAAAGGUUAGAGGGGUUGGAGUUGCAGUUUUUCCUCCCCCCAGGUAGGUUAGGCCAUGGUAAAAUGCUUUCCCUUGAGGAAAACAGAACAGCACUCUGAAGUUUGUCCACACGGAGCCUCCUCCGGCAAUUCACCAACUUCAAUCCAAGCAAUCCUUAAGAUACGGUACUGGCAGCACAGGACUCAGCCCCAGGGAACUUUGGACAGAGACACACACACGGGACAACGCUAUCUGAAGAGACACAGGGAGAAGACAGCCAUUUGCAAGUCAAAGAGAGAAGCCUGGAACGUAGCCUUCCCUCGCCGCCACAGGAGGAAACGACCCUGCUGGGGACUCCUAACCUCCAGAAUUGCACUGAGUUCUGGGAACCACGUGUUUUCGCUUUGUAACUAUCAGGACGUGCUGCUCUGUUUUCAGCAGUCACUGGACUUCAGCAUGAUCACUUCUCCGUCGCUGGCUUAUGUGGCGAUUUUGGUUUUCUGUGUCUCAAAAACCAGCUCUCUGGACACUUUUAUUGCAGCUGUUUAUGAGCAUGCGGUGCUAUUGCCUAAUACCAGCCUCACACCAGUGUCUCGUGAGGAGGCGCUGGCGUUAAUGAAUCGGAAUCUGGAUCUUUUGGAAGGAGCGAUCGCGUCAGCAGCGGAGCAGGGCGCACAUAUUAUAGUGACCCCAGAAGAUGGUAUUUAUGGCUGGAACUUCAACAGGGAAUCUCUCUACCCGUACUUGGAGGAUAUCCCACACCCUCAAGUAAACUGGAUCCCCUGUAAUGAUCCUAACAGAUUUGGCCACACCCCCGUACAAGAAAGACUCAGCUGCCUGGCCAAGGAGAACUCUAUCUAUGUUGUGGCAAAUAUUGGGGACAAGAAGCCAUGUAAUGCCAGUGACCCUCAGUGUCCCCCUGAUGGCCGUUACCAGUACAACACUGAUGUUGUGUUUGAUUCUCAGGGAAGGCUGGUGGCACGCUACCAUAAGCAAAAUCUUUUCUUGGGUGAAGAUCAAUUCAAUGCACCCAAGGAGCCUGAGGUUGUGACUUUCAACACCACCUUUGGAAGGUUUGGCAUUUUUACGUGCUUUGAUAUACUCUUCCACCAUCCUGCUGUUACCCUGGUGAAAGAUUUCCACGUGGACACCAUACUUUUCCCAACAGCUUGGAUGAAUGUUUUGCCACAUUUGUCAGCUAUUGAAUUCCACUCAGCGUGGGCUAUGGGCAUGGGGGUCAAUUUCCUUGCAUCUAAUAUACAUUACCCCUCAAUGAGGAUGACAGGAAGUGGCAUUUAUGCACCCAAUUCUGCAAGAGUAUUUCAUUAUGAUAUGAAGACAAAGGAGGGAAAACUCCUCCUCUCACAACUGGAUUCCCACCCACACCACCCUGUAGUGGUGAAUUGGCCAUCUUAUGCCAGCAGUGUGGAAGCACUCUCGACUGGAAACCAGGAAUUUAAGGGCAUUAUCUUUUUUGAUGAAUACACCUUCGUGGAGCUCAAAGGAGUCGGGGGGAAUUACACAGUAUGUCAGAAAGAUCUCUGUUGUCAUCUAAGCUACAAGAUGUCAGAGAAGAGAUCAGAUGAAGUUUAUGCCCUAGGGGCAUUUGAUGGACUGCACACCGUGGAAGGACGCUAUUAUCUACAGAUUUGUACUCUGGUGAAGUGUAAAACGACCGACUUAAACACUUGUGGUGACUCAGUUGAAACCGCUUCUACCAGGUUUGAAAUGUUCUCCCUCAGUGGCACUUUUGGAACCCAGUAUGUCUUCCCUGAGGUGUUGUUGAGUGAGAUUCAGCUUGCACCUGGAGAAUUUCAGGUGUCAAGUGAUGGACGCUUGUAUAGCCUGAAGCCAACAUCUGGACCUAUCUUAACAGUGACUCUGUUUGGGAGGUUGUAUGAGAAGGACGGAGCAUCAAACGCUUCAUCAGACCUCAUAGCGCAAGCACUAAGAAUAAUGCUAGCAGUUAUAAUACCUAUUGUAUACUCAUUAAGUUGGUAGAAUAUUUAUAUUUUCUUUCUUUUAUUCGAGAUAAUUUAAAAAAUGAUGGAUGAAGAAAGAAAGAUUGAUCUGGCUUUUGCAAAUAGUGUUCUCUGAUAUAAGUGAAUUACUAUUUUCUUUUUAUUUAGAAAAAAACACACACACUAGAUAAUAAAAGCUUUAUAUAAUAUCUAUUAA
Propithecus coquereli (Coquerel's sifaka) is the source of this 2188-nucleotide messenger RNA. RefSeq names its product vanin 1 (gene VNN1). The record is from RefSeq and is a predicted model, not a curated record. Gene Ontology annotation, molecular function: hydrolase activity, acting on carbon-nitrogen (but not peptide) bonds, in linear amides. The transcript is spliced from 9 exons. NCBI's taxonomy places the organism in Eukaryota, Metazoa, Chordata, Mammalia, Primates, Indriidae. The coding region runs from base 86 to 2011 and encodes 641 amino acids.